AGCCAUAGCAAGAAUCAUUGGCAAAAAUGUCCAGAAUUCCAACAGAUUUGAUCCUACUGUCAAGAUGUGGGUAUUUGAAGAGAUCAUCAAUGGAAGAAAACUCUCAGAAAUAAUCAACCAGGAACAUGAAAAUGUUAAAUAUCUGCCUGGAUACAAGAUACCCAAAAAUGUGGUGGCUGUACCGGACGUGGUCGAAGCAACAAAUGGGGCAGACAUUUUAAUGUUUGUUCUGCCACAUCAAUUCAUUGAACGAAUCUGUGAGCAGAUCGCAGGCCAGAUAAAACCCGGGACAUUCGGGAUUUCACUGAUCAAGGGUGUCGGUGAGGGUCCUGACGGCCUGAAGCUCAUAUCUGACCUCAUUCGAGAGAAGCUGAAAAUAGAUAUCAGUGUGCUCAUGGGGGCCAACAUAGCCAAAGAAGUGGCUGAUGAGAAGUUCUGUGAAACCACCAUUGGGUGCAAAAACGAAAGGCAAGGGGAGAUCUUUAAAGAAUUAUUGCAGACCCCCAAUUUCAGGAUUACCGUGGUGCUUGACUCGGAUACAGUGGAGAUUUGUGGAGCCUUAAAAAACAUCGUAGCAGUGGGAGCUGGGUUCUGCGACGGACUGGACUUUGGCGAUAAUACAAAGGCAGCAGUUAUACGCUUGGGCCUUAUGGAAAUGGUGGCCUUUGCCAAGAUGUUCUGCAGGGGACCAGUAUUGGUAGCCACUUUUCUGGAAAGCUGCGGGGUCGCUGAUCUAAUCACUACCUGCUACGGGGGACGCAACAGGAAAGUAGCAGAAGCCUUUGCUCGCACAGGAAAAUCCAUUGAGGAACUGGAAAAUGAGAUGCUGAACGGACAAAAGCUGCAAGGUCCUCAGACCUCAGCUGAAGUCUACAAGAUCCUGAAACAGAAAAAUAUGCUCGAUAAGUUUCCAUUAUUUACAACCAUCUACAAGAUCUGCUACGAGGGUCAAUCGAUCCGGGAUUUCAUCGCGUGCCUGCAGAACCACCCAGAGCACAUUUAGAGGUCCGCUCCCCUCACCUGGUCACGUUCUCAUCUUCUGAGGACUUCUGUCCACUCCACGGCAAAUAAAGUAGAGAAACAGGUUGUGUGACAACGCUUGCUGUAAAAGCAACAGAGAAUGUAUUUCAGUAUCCUCGUUCUGGGGGUAAAAAAACCCGCCUUUAAUUUCAACAUUAUACCCAAGGAACAGGAAAUGAAUGUAAAAUUUAACAGUAUUUGAUUUGAGCUAGUAAUGUGGGCAUUUCCCCAGGAUUACUGUCUUGUUGAUUGAGAACAGUUCCCCUUGAAAUUUCCAGAAGAAGAGCUCAAUCUAGCUCACGUGAACCUCAACAUUUUGCCUACUAGUAUUACUUACAGAACAGCACAAGAUGCAGAAAAAUUGAAGAACUCAUCCAAACAGAAAAAUUACAGUGAAAAAAAAAGGUUUGACAGCAAUAAGAUGCAAUCACCUGGGCAGAUGUUGGGUUUCCAUAACUCCCCUCAAACACAAAUAACAUUUUGUAUUUUGUGACAUUUAGUCCUUCCUUGAUUUCGUU
Pygoscelis adeliae (Adelie penguin) is the source of this 1538-nucleotide messenger RNA. RefSeq names its product glycerol-3-phosphate dehydrogenase 1-like protein. Gene Ontology annotation, molecular function: protein homodimerization activity; glycerol-3-phosphate dehydrogenase [NAD(P)+] activity; NAD binding. Lineage: Eukaryota; Metazoa; Chordata; Aves; Sphenisciformes; Spheniscidae. Bases 65 to 1003 code for a protein of 312 amino acids. The transcript is spliced from 7 exons. The record is from RefSeq and is a predicted model, not a curated record. Gene Ontology annotation, biological process: carbohydrate metabolic process; glycerol-3-phosphate catabolic process. Gene Ontology annotation, cellular component: glycerol-3-phosphate dehydrogenase (FAD) complex; cytosol.